AUGAGGCGCAACUCAGACGACAGGGACUCAGCUCCCAUGGACCUCCAUGUUCCUAUCUCAGAAGAGAAAGACGUCGAGAUCAUCUACACACAUAACAUUGGUGUCGACGAACUGGACUCUGAAAAGGGCUUGCAGACAUCAGCCGCUAUGUCAUCAGAAUCCAUACACACCGACGAUGAGUCCAGCAGCGUGAGCAGCGGUCCCGAAAAAUCGGGCAUGUCCAAAGUUCGCAGCAUUGCCCUCGUCACGACAGUCAGCGGCGCGAGCUUCAUGAACGUGAGUGCAUCGCACCAUAUCCUUCUCCGAUUCGUCUCUGACCUGUAUCCUCAGACACUUUCAGUCCAAGCCGUGGUCAUCAUCCUCCCCACUAUUGGCCGUGACAUCGGAAUCCCAGAAUCACGCCUGCAAUGGAUCGUAUCGGCUUAUUCUCUCACCUUCGGCUGCUUUCUCCUCCUCUGGGGCCGUAUUGCAGACAUUUACGACAAGCGCAUUAUCUUCAUUGCCGGCACCGCUUGGCUCUCCAUCAUGACCCUCGCCAACCCCUUCAUUCCCAACGAGAUCGCCUUCAACCUAUUCCGCGGCCUGCAAGGCCUCGGCGCUGCUGCAAACGUACCAACAGCCAUCGGCAUCUUGGGCACAACAUUCCCUCCCGGCAAGACAAAGACCUAUGCAUUUGUUGCCUACGGAGCAGGCGUGCCUCUUGGAAGCGUCUUUGGCACCCUUCUGUCAGGUUUCAUCGCGCAAUACGCCAGCUGGAAGUGGGUGUUUGGCGUCAUGGCUCUCCUUGCCGGCCUCGUUGCUAUCGCUGGUUGCUUCUUCAUCCCACCAGUAGUACCAACACCUAGCGAGAAGGGUGUAAGCGCCAGGAAGUCCGUUGACUGGAUCGGAGGAGGCCUGAUCACUGUUGGCCUCCUCGCGCUGAUGCUAGCUCUCACGGAGGGCAAUGUGGUCGGCUGGACGACUCCAUGGAUCUCCAUCUUAAUCGUCGUCUCCUUUAUCAUCAUUGCCGUCUUCUGGAUCUGGCAACGCCACCUCGAGUUCAACACCAAACGCCUCCCGCUCAUGAAGACCUCCAUCUUCCACAGCGGAAAAUUUUGCGCUGCCCUCGCCAUUAUGGGUCUUUUCUUUGCCUCCUUCAACAACUUUCUCAUUUUCGCAACGUACUUCUACCAGGACUAUCAAGCCAAGUCCAUCCUCACCACGACACUUUAUUUCCUACCCACCGGCAUUGGUGGCAUCUUAGUUGCUUGGGCCGCUGCUUUCCUGAUCUCCCGCGUGCCCACAUACCUCCUCCUGGUCUGUGGCAAUGUCUCGGUCUCCAUCGCAUGCCUCCUCUUUGCGACACCAAUCCCAACAAGUACGUCUUACUUCGCCUAUGGCCUGCCCGCCAUGGUCCUGUCGGUUAUCGGCGCAGACAUGGCGUGGCCUACUUUGAUAUUGUUUGUAUCCAAGGCCCUGCCCCAGGAGGACCAAGCUCUUGGCGGCGCCCUCGUCAACUCUGUGGGGCAGGUCGGCCGAUCCAUCGGCUUGGCAAUUUCCACGGCCGUUCAGACUGCCAUCAUGGCCAACGCCAGGGGUUUGCCGGUUGAGAACGCCGGCCCAGUGAAGGAGUGGGACCAGCCUUCAUUGGACGGUCUUCGGGCAGCCAACUGGAUGAACUUUGCCCUUGGUCUCACUUCCCUUACUAUUGUUGUGUUAUUCUUUCGCGGCUCAGAGAUUGUGGGGAGAGCCGAGCCGGCGCCGAGUAAAGAGUCGCCUGCCGAUGGAGCGGUCAUAAACAGUAUCGAAAUCGAUAUCGAGAAAAGUUAG
This is a messenger RNA of Colletotrichum spaethianum, 1809 nucleotides long. RefSeq names its product drug resistance protein YOR378W. Gene Ontology annotation, molecular function: transmembrane transporter activity. The record is from RefSeq and is a predicted model, not a curated record. The coding region runs from base 1 to 1809 and encodes 602 amino acids. The transcript has a single exon. Gene Ontology annotation, cellular component: membrane. NCBI's taxonomy places the organism in Eukaryota, Fungi, Ascomycota, Sordariomycetes, Glomerellales, Glomerellaceae. Gene Ontology annotation, biological process: transmembrane transport.